AUGGCAUCUAGAAGCAAAGUAUUACUAGUCGGCUCAGGAGGUGUCGGAACGAUGGUGGCGUAUGCGCUAGAGUACUCUGGAAAAGCAGAGGUCACCUCGGUUUUGCGUUCCGAUUAUGAUAAAGUGGUAAAAGAUGGUUUCACUAUCGACUCAUGCGAUUAUGGUCAUAUUGAGUGUUUUAGAACCACAAACAUAGCUAAAAGUGUGAGUGAUGCUUGCGAAAAUCAUGGGCCCUUCGAGUAUGUGGUUCUAGUUACCAAAUGUGUUCCGGACGUGACAAAUAUGGUUGAGAUAAUUGCACCCGCUGUGACUGAGGAGAGUACUGUUGUACUGAUUCAGAAUGGUAUCGGAAUUGAAACGGGUUUCAAGCAAAAGUUUCCGGGACAUACUAUACUGAGCGGCGUGAGUAUGAUCGGCUCUGCUAAUAGAGGAGCUCAAAUAAGUCACGAAGUGUCUGAUUUCGUGAAGAUUGGUGUUUUCUACAAUCCUACUCUGCCAAAAGAAAAACAGGAUGCGGUGUGCAAAAAGUUCAUCGACAUCUACGACAAUGACAAAAUUGAGUGUACAUUUGAUGAGGAUGUCAAAUUCUCAAGAUGGAGAAAACUGGUAUACAAUUCAUGCAUAAAUCCAGUAUCUGCUUUGGUAGACUUGGAUGUGGGCCGCAUAGAGUUAUUUGGCGGUGACGGUGGUCUAAUAGAACAACUAAUGAAUGAGAUUUUAGCCAUUGCAAAGUCAGAUGGUGUCGAUCUACCUGAAGAUGUGAUUGAAUUUAUGAUUAGAUCUGAUGAUCCUAAUUAUUAUAAGCCAUCUAUGCAGGUCGAUGUAGAAAAAGGCAACUACCUGGAAAUUGAGGUCAUAAUUGGCAAUCCUCUGAGAAUUGCGAAGAAAAAUGGAGUAUCCACUCCUGCUCUAUCUGUCAUCUACGAGCUUCUUAAAUUAGUUCAGUGCAGAAUUAAGGAACAGAAAGGUCUAAUAGUGGUACCAAAGGAGAGACCAGUACCUACUUCAGCGUAA
Zygotorulaspora mrakii is the source of this 1014-nucleotide messenger RNA. RefSeq names its product ketopantoate reductase family protein. Gene Ontology annotation, biological process: pantothenate biosynthetic process. Lineage: Eukaryota; Fungi; Ascomycota; Saccharomycetes; Saccharomycetales; Saccharomycetaceae. The record is from RefSeq and is a predicted model, not a curated record. Bases 1 to 1014 code for a protein of 337 amino acids. Gene Ontology annotation, cellular component: cytoplasm. The transcript has a single exon. Gene Ontology annotation, molecular function: 2-dehydropantoate 2-reductase activity.